CAGAGGAAGGGGUGGAGGCAGCCCCGGCCUGGCCACUGCGGUAGCGGCUUUGAGUGAGUGCGGGAGCUGCAGAGACCGAGACGCUGCGGCUGCCGCAGGAGGAGUUGCAGCCAAACUCGUCGCGACGCCCGGAGGGAGCGUCCCGGGAAGGAGAGGGAGAGGAGGCACUCGCUGAGGAGACGCCGCAGUAGAGGGCGCCUCCGGAGUCGCACCGAACCUGGGCAUGCAGGCGACGCCCCCCAGGGGCCGCUCGCGGCUGGACGGCAGCGGGAGAAGUCGCGGAGCGGCGGUCGAGCCCGGCACGAUGAGCGACGAGGGCAGCUCCAACUUCAGGCGGGUGGCGAUCCGGCGGAAGUCCAACCCCUCCUACCUGCCGCCGGGGGUCCCCCGGCCCUGGAGCAGUCCUGCGUCGCACCUGGGACGUGCGGGGACGGCUGCCUUCAAGGGCCAGGUGCCCUCAGGCACCACAGGUAGCAGCAGUACCUGUCCAAAGAUCGCUUUAAUUCCGCCUUGCUCCAUAAGCAGCACAACCACACUGGUUGGUGAGAAUGUAUCUGAAGAAGAGGCUCAGGGAAUAAAUGGGAACAGGCCAGCGAAACACUCAGCUGCCAGUCCAAAGCCACAAGUGCCUCCAAAGCCAUUACACCUGCAGAAUUCACCUUCGUCCAAUAUACACCAAACCCCCAGGCAUAAAGCUUUACCUAGUGCAAAACCAAGGAUGGAGGAAAUUAAACCUGCCCCUGCUUCUUGUGUCUCAAAAGAAAAACCCAGUAAGGUAUCAGAUCUCAUCAGUCGCUUUGAAGGAGGCAGCAUUAUCAAAUGUUAUAGUGAUUGGAAGAAAUCGUCUGUUGAACAUCCAUAUGCUUCGGAAACCCCAGGCACACCCCACAAAACUCCUCUCCCCCCAGUGCAACUUCUGAGGAGGGUGUUGCAGGAAAAUGAGACAGAUAAGACUCAGGGUGCACAGACUUUGUGUGGCCAAUGUGUAAUGCCAGCAAAAACCAGAUGGAUGGAGGAGGAGGAAAGCGCCACUCUUAGCCCAGAUACUUCGAUUCAAGCUUCUGAAACCCUGCUUGAUACCGCACAUUAGGGAAUUGGAGAAAGAGAGAAACUGCCACAGCUCGCCUGCAUCACCCACAGCAGGGAGACUGGAGGAAAAUGCCUUCGAACAGUAGCUAACAGGACUCCAGGCAUAGGGCCAGGCUCCCCCUAGAAGAAAGGAGCGGGCAGAACAGAAACCAAGGUACAAAAGAGGCAAACGGAAAGCCCCCUCUGAACGGAGCAGCUGGACGCACAUGGAGAUAAGGAGACUAAUGAGCAAAAACUUUUUUUUUUUUUUUUUUUACUUUUGCUUACCGAAAGAGCUUAUGUCAACCGACUUGACCUUUUUAUUCAGGUAUUUUAUUGCUUUUUUUUUUUUUUUUUAAACCGAGGCUCGUUUCCAGCAGAGAUGGUGAAUAAAAUCUUUUUUUUUUUUUUUUUUUUAAAUGCCUUCCAUAGUAAAUUCCUCUUGCCAGAGCUGGAGAAAUUUUUUUUUUUUUUUUUAGAGGAGUGGGAAACUACUCCUAGAAUUGGAGACAUCCUUCAUUUUUUUUUUUUUUUUUUUAAGAUGUAUGGAGAAUAUGUGAAAGGAUUUGAUAACGCAAUUUUUUUUUUUUUUUUUUUGACAGAACGUAUUCCCCAAUUCAAAUCAGUGGUUGAAGAAAUUUUUUUUUUUUUUUUUUUUCAUUCAAAGCUCUGUGGGAGCUUAACUUUGCAGCAUCACAUGCUAGAACCUGUUUUUUUUUUUUUUUUUUAUGAGAUGCUCCUUAAGGACUAUCUAAGGAAAUUGCCUCCUGAUUUUUUUUUUUUUUUUUAUGCUAAAAGUAAUUUUUUUUUUAUAUCUACAGCAGCAAGCCAUUCUAAUAGUGCAAUAAGAAAAAUGGUAAGUGUUUUUAAACUCUUAGAGAUUUAUGAAAUGUUGGGAGAAGAAGAAGACAUUUUUUUUUUUUUUUUUGAACUAAUAAAAGAAGGACAGAUCCUCAAACUAGCUGCUCGGAACACAUCAGCACAAGAACGCUACCUUUUCUUAUUCAACAACAUGUUGCUGUACUGUGUGCCCAGAUUCAGCUUGGUAGGCUCUAAAUUCACAGUUCGAACCAGGGUUGGCAUUGAUGGAAUGAAAAUUGUAGAGACUCAAAAUGAAGAAUAUCCACAUACUUUCCAGGUAUCUGGGAAAGAGAGAACACUGGAACUGCAGGCCAGUUCUGAGCAAGACAAAGAAGAGUGGAUCAAGGCCCUUCAAGAAACCAUCGAUGCUUUUCAUCAAAGGCAUGAAACCUUCAGAAAUGCAAUUGCAAAGGAUAAUGACAUUCACUCAGAGGUUUCUACUGCUGAGCUAGGGAAAAGAGCCCCAAGAUGGAUCCGAGAUAAUGAAGUGACAAUGUGUAUGAAAUGUAAAGAGCCUUUCAAUGCACUGACACGAAGGAGGCAUCAUUGUCGAGCAUGUGGAUAUGUGGUUUGUUGGAAAUGCUCCGACUACAAAGCUCAACUUGAAUAUGAUGGUGGUAAAUUGAGCAAAGUUUGUAAAGACUGUUAUCAAAUCAUAAGUGGAUUCACAGACAGUGAAGAAAAGAAAAGAAAAGGAAUUUUAGAGAUCGAAUCAGCAGAAGUAUCUGGAAACAGUGUGGUGUGCAGCUUUCUUCAGUAUAUGGAGAAGUCAAAACCUUGGCAGAAAGCUUGGUGUGUGAUCCCCAAGCAAGACCCUCUUGUGCUGUACAUGUAUGGUGCCCCCCAGGACGUCAGAGCCCAGGCCACCAUUCCCCUUCUGGGCUAUAUGGUGGAUGAAAUGCCAAGGAGUGCAGACCUGCCACACAGUUUCAAACUGACCCAGUCUAAGUCUGUGCACAGCUUUGCUGCAGACAGUGAGGAACUGAAGCAGAAGUGGCUGAAAGUCAUCCUUUUGGCUGUCACAGGUGAGACACCAGAUGGUCCAAAUGAGCAUCCAGCUACCUUGGAUGAUCAUCCUGAACCUAAGAAAAAAUCAGAAUGCUGAACUCCUCAGGACCAACCACGGUGUGGAGGUCUCAAGACUUACAGCUCAAGACAUUCCCAGCUCUUCUUACACAUCUGCUAGCACUUUAUGUUGAAAAAUAUAGGCUCAUAAAUGCAUCUUUUGAGGACUGUUUUCCUAUGUUUAUGUACUCUUAGUGAAAUUAGUGUGCAGAGUCAUUCUACCGAUAAAGUUUUGAAAUAAUGUGAAAACUGGAGCAUUUUUUGAGCUAUUCCUUGAAUAUGUGCUUUUUUGUCUUGAAGAAAUGGUAUCAAUUGAUUCUGUCACUGUCAGGUUAGAAUGAGCACUUUGAUUUAAGAAAUCCUUUCAUGUCUUCUCUUUCACAUGUAGGACCUGGAACCGUUUGAAAGAUAUACCUCCAUGUUACCAAAAUAGAUCCGUGGUGAAAAAUACAGGGACAGUUUAGGCUAUUGUAUUAACUUAUUAAAUUUAGUUUAUAAAUCUUUAGCUGCAUAAAUGAUGUCUGUUCUUUUAAAACAAAAGGACAAAUUGUUGUGUUCAGAUUUUGGAUUUAUGAAGAAGAGAUAACUUGUUUUUGUAGAAAUACUCCUAAGAAUAUCUUAAGUAUAUAGCAAUUAUGUAUAUAUAGUAUUGAAUAUACAUAUUAUACAUGCUUUUCUCUUUAGCUUUGGGUUCACAUUCAUCUCUAAUUUAUUUUUUAAAUAUAAAGCAUGGUUUAUCUUGGAAUUGAGCAAUGUUCUAAACUGAAGAAAUGUUUUGGUGAUUUAUGUUUUGCUGAUUGGCAUUUGAGGGUAUUGAUAUUUUUAUAAUAAGCGGUAAUUUAUGUGGCAUGGGAUAUAUUUGUGAAUUCCAACAAUACUUUUAAAGUACCAUUUUUUGUUUCUGUGCCUAUUUAAAACAGUGCCUCUCUUAGAAGGUGCUAUUAAUAUAAGAUGAGGGUUCAGUUAAUGCUUCAGUCUUGAUUAUUCUAAGAUUAAAGUGCAUUUUGGUCACUGGGACAGUCAAAGUUGUACAGGUUAUUUUACCUUUUACAAUCCUAUAAUUGUUGCAGUAGUUAACAUCAGCAUGUACAAAAAUUUUCACCAAAACCCAAACUUUAUGAGACACCUGACCUUUUACAGAACUAGGAUAUGUGGAAACCACAUUUAUUGUAAUGUUUUUCUUUUCCAUAAGAUGAUUGAGCAUGGUUAAAUGAGGUCUCUAUAUAAUGAGCACUUAAGAUAACUGUGUGGGCCUUUUCCUUUGUCCGAAUGAAACAAAAUCCACAUGUGAUAACCUAUGUUUGGGGCAGGAGCUGGUCACAUGGUUCCUUGUCAUGAAGGCUGCUCUUCACUCUGUUGUACUCGUGAUUAAAAUCUCACACUGUUUACUAUUUAACUUAAUCCUUUUCUCAAAUUAAACCUUUUUUUAUACUGUCAUACCCCAAGCAUUCUCACUUUUUAAUGUACCAGUCUGCUAGAAAUCUACAAGAACGACCCCACUAUCUUUAGUAUGUAAGGAUUACACCUUAGAUGUAGAAUAGAAUUUGAGACUGCCACACAUUUGUUCAGGCCUUGUUACUUUAUGAAAUAUCUUAUUUUUUCCACCCCAGAGGAGCAAGUGAACCAAUUAUUACUGACAUAAUUAGGUUCCCUUCCUCCCUAAAAGGAAUAUCAGCCAUGAUCAUUAACAUUAAACCAAAUACAUGGAGCCAAAAAGAGAUAAAAGUGGCUUCUUAGGCCCUAUUAAAUCAGGGAAAGACUAGAAGAAAAUUGACAUUGCUUCUCUUUUUUAAUGGCCAACGGGGUAUGUGUGUGAUAUAUACUCAGAGUGGUUUUUUGGAAAAUUAAACUAUAGCUAUAGACGAUGCUUUGGUUUUCUUAAUCUCAAGAAAAGAGAAGCAAUGGAAAUAUAGAAUGAUUAGCAGGGGAAGAGGACUUUUUAAAGUGUGGCUAGAACAGUGGUAAUGUAUGGGCCAAUGGGAAGAUUUAUGAGUCAGAUUAUUUUUGAAAACUAUUUUCAAAAGCAAGAAGACUACACUUUCCCUACCAAAACAGAAGUAACAUGAACACACUUAAGUUUUGGCUCAAUAAAUAUCAAUGUUACUUAACUUAGAUCAUUGAAAGAAUACUCAUGUAAAGAUAAUGUUUAUUAUCAUGCUUUUAACAGUUAUUAUCUUUAAUUUUUUAAAUGAGAAGCAGUAAUACUAGAAGAGAAUUUCCAGUUAUCUGGUCACCGUAUUCACUUUCCACCCCACAUUCUUCAGCUAAACACAAAGAGAAGCAGUGAAACAACCUUACCUGCUCCUCUCUUAUUAAAGAAUCACUGAUGUUUUUACUCAAUGAAAGGUAAAGGAAUUCUGUUAGCCAUUAAACAAUUCAACCAAGAGACCUCAAAGUGUGAUUGAUGAUAAGAAUAAUCAAUGCCUUUUCCUUUCCAAGAUACUUCAGCAGUUAUGACAAACUGAACCUAAAAAUAUCAUUGGUUGCUUUCCCAUUAAAACCAACGUUCCCUGUGGGUCUUAAUUCUUUAUUUUCACUCAUUUGGUGCUUUCCAAGUCAUCUUUUCUUUAAAGUGCCCUUCCUCCAAACUUUACAAAGUACUUCCUUGACAGAAUUGCUGUUCAUUACAAAACAUUUCAAUAUUUUAAGCUUAAAUUUUGCUUUUGCUGAAAGCCUACCAUUUGGCAUGUUAAGUAUGAAAUAUAGUGCAGACUUUUAUCUUGGUUUUAAGUGGGGCUCGAUAAGAAAAAACACCAGCCACUUUUGUAAUAAUGGCAUCACAGUGUCAUCAUGUAUGCAAGCAAUAAAACUCUUCAGGGUAUGGUUUUAUACCAAAAAUUUCAUAUGAAGGCCUCUUGCCACAAGAAUAUAGAGAAUUAUAUUAACUUUCUAGAUGUGAUACAGUAAUUCAAAUUGCAGAGUAUAAGGAAGGGAGAUGGGAAGGGGCAUCUUUCCUUGGAUUUUAAAUAACUCUCAAGAACAGUUUUACUUUAACAAAGUAAACGGAUAGAAAAAGCACAUUUUGUUUUCCAUGAAGUUUAAUUUGACAUCAGGUUUGUGUACUUAUCUUCUAGGUGACUUACCCCAAUUUUUUAAAAAAUUAUUAAACUUUUUACAGAAACUAACCUUUUAAAUGUACCCUUUCCCCAUAUAUAUACACAUACACAUUAGGAUUUUUUUUUUUUUUAAGAGCACUUGUUCUAGUUAUAAAUGUAUAAAGAAAAUGAUAAAGUUUGUGGUACUGCAGGGUUGUUAAAGAUUCUUUGAUGCCUUCUAAAAACUUUUAUCAAAAAUUCUUUUGAGUUCACAAUUCUGUUUUACUUUUCCUUGUCCCUGUUUUUGGAAACAGGGGUUGUUGCUUUUGUUUUCUGGUUCUAUUCAAAGCCUUAAGUUCUUAAUCUGAGCAUAUUGCCUGUGAUACAUUUCUGAUGAUCUUUCUGGACUAGAUACAUCCUGAGUAGCAAGCACCAACCGGAGCAAGUAAACUUCUAGGGAACAAGUGUCUUGGGUUUUACAGGUAUCUUUGCUAUAAUGCAAAGUAGAUUAAUGAAGAUUUCCUAUAUCAUAUGAUAUUUGUGUUAGUGGGUCUAAGAUUAAGCACAUGGUAUUUAUAAGCUAAAAUUAAAAGGCAAGAAUGUCUUCAUGUUUUCAUUCUUAAAUUUUGUAUUCUCCAAGAAUGUAUUAGUAUAUGAACUGUGGCCAACCAGUUCCUGUUCUUUGGACUGUAUAGACGUCUGUAGUGGAUCGUGUUGCUUCCUCAUUCUUACCAAUUUUAUUAGAAUCAAACUACUUGUUAUUUUCAUACUAUUAUCUACUAUAGAUUCUCAGCUUUAGAAAAUGACUAUGAUACAUAAAGACCACUAGGUCAACUUAAAAACCCUUUCUGUGAAUUUAUACAUGUAUGUAUAUAUGUAAAAACACUGUUGAUUUCCAAUUCUGUCUUUCCAUAGAAAUGAAGUUUUUCUAUCGAAAUUGUUUAACUUAAAUAUUUUAACAUAAAUUAUUACAUGGAUCUUUAUGUAUAAUUCAUCCUUAUAUAUACCCCUUAAUCACAUAGUCAUGAGAAGAUAACUUGCUUUCUUUACAGAAAGGGCAGAGAGGAAUAAGAUAAGAAACAAGCAAGAAUGAAGAGAGAUGUGGGGGAGAGACUGCUGGUCUCCAGACCACAGAAAUGUAUUUUAAAAUAAGAGGAAAUAUUUUAACUGCAGAAGGGAUAUAAAAUAUAAAUCUAUGUAAUUACAUGCUGAUGGGAUCCAUUGCACCCAGGUUUUUGACCUUGGCCUGUAGAUGCUAGACUAUGAUAUCUUGUUACUCUUUUUCUCCUUUGGGCUUUUACAAAAUGAUUUCAUUCUCAGAUCAUUUUCUGUGCUGUUUACUGAGGCAAAAAAAAAAAAAAAAAUCUGAAGCCAAUCAUGGUCUUCUACUUUCUGGACUAAGCAUUUGGCAGAAUGCAGUAUCUUUUCUUGUGUUUUGACAUGAAAUAGCACAUGGCUUCUACAAGAUAGUUUCAACUUGUUGGGGUCACUGGGAGUUAUAUGAUGAUUAAGCCCUUUUCCUAAAAUUCAUUGUGGUAGUUUUAGUGGAAAACGUAAAUCAAGAAAUCUUAUAUCGUAUUUUAAUAAAUGAAUACCAAAUACAUAGUGAAAUAUAGGUUUGGGAAGAAACUAGUCUGUGGGGACCAUUGUGAGAGAAUCACAUUAUAUAUUACACAGUAUAUGGAUAUUGGAAUGUAUCACUGGGGGAGGGGGUUCUCUUCAUUAGCAGAACAGUCAUGUCUACCUGUAUAUAACACUUUUUUUUUUUUUUUUAACCAAACUAGCAUUUCAUUUUGUGAGUGACAAUUGACAUUUAAAAGUAACAUAGGCCAGGCAUAGUGGCUUACGCCUGUAAUCUCAGCCCUUGGGAGGCCGAGGUGGAUGGAUCACUUCAGGUCAGGAGUUCGAGACCAGCCUGGCCAACAUGGUGAAACCCCGUCUCUGCUAAAAAAAUAAAAUAAGCAUAUCUGGGCCAGGCGCGGUGGCUCACGCCUGUAAUCCCAGCACUUUGGGAGGCUGAGGAGUUCGAAACCAGCCUGGCCAACAUGGCAAAACCCUGUCUCUACUAAAAAUACAAAAAUUAGCCAGGUGUGGUAGUACAUGCCUGUAAUCCCAGCUACUCGGGAGGCUGAGGCAGGAGAAUUGCUUGAACUGGGGAGACCGAGGUUGCAGUGAGCCGAGAUUGCACCACUGCACUCCAGCCUGGGUGACAGAGUGAGACUUUGACUCAAAAAGUAGAAUAAGCGUUUCUGGAUUUUUCUUUUGAAUUCUUGACUGUAAGUUUGAGAAUGUAUGUUUUUGGAAUUCUACAGUUGACUCAAGUGUGAAAGUAUCACAAGUGAUUUUUCUUUUCUAGCUAUGUGAAUGUAAAAUACUUGCAGAUAAUGUAUAUAUUGUGUAACAUAUGUAUAUUUGGUCAUAAAAGCAGAUAAUUGGAAACAUUGUAAAAUUAAGCACUUUAAUUCCUAUUAAAUAUUAAACAUUUGUAUCUUGUAAAUAAAUAUAUCCUUAAAUUAA
Cercocebus atys (sooty mangabey) is the source of this 8546-nucleotide messenger RNA. RefSeq names its product FYVE, RhoGEF and PH domain containing 4 (gene FGD4). Gene Ontology annotation, biological process: cytoskeleton organization; filopodium assembly. Gene Ontology annotation, molecular function: metal ion binding; guanyl-nucleotide exchange factor activity. The record is from RefSeq and is a predicted model, not a curated record. NCBI's taxonomy places the organism in Eukaryota, Metazoa, Chordata, Mammalia, Primates, Cercopithecidae. Gene Ontology annotation, cellular component: cytoplasm.